Messenger RNA from Saccostrea cuccullata (small rock oyster), 3657 nucleotides. RefSeq lists its product as uncharacterized. Lineage: Eukaryota; Metazoa; Mollusca; Bivalvia; Ostreida; Ostreidae. The annotation marks the transcript as partial. The record is from RefSeq and is a predicted model, not a curated record. The transcript is spliced from 13 exons.
GAGACAAAAGGAAAGAAAUCAUUUAGUUUUCAGAAGAAUCUUGACGUUUCGCAUUCACUCCAAGAACUGGAAAUUGAGAGAAGGGAGAGACCAAGUCGUGUUCGUAAACCUUUGUUUUCACAAAAAGAAGCAACAAUUGGUUUUGAGAAUAUAAAUAGAUACAGUGUAUGGGAAACCUCAGCUUCAAAUUGGUUCUCCACAUUGACUGAUGAGGAGCUGUGCGUGUUAUUCUGCUUUAUGUGCUCUGACUCAGGCCAUCCUGAUUUUAUGGACUCAGAGUGUCUGCACAUGCUUAACACGAUACGAAAGAUGGUAUUUCGUAAAAAGGAACCUGUGAAUAACAACAAAGCACAGACGACAAUGCAAAGCCUAUAUUUGACGAACUCCCUGUGGGCUGAUCAAACCGAGAAACACUUAACCAAGGAAAUACAAGAUGAAAUCAUAUACCGUGUAUCGCGUUCUGGUGACAUUUCCGCGUGUAUGUUCACGUUGUAUUCUUUAUCCAGCUUUAACACAGCACACACAUACCUAAGAUCAAGGCAAUAUAAACGUAAAGAUCGAGAGCAGUGUAUCCUUGGUUAUAGCUCUUUGUGUGAUUCCUUACUUAUACGCCGUUUACAGAUGGAUAUACUGACGCAUGUCACCAUGGAGGACACAGAGAUCUUUGAUGAAGUGGCGAGGAUAGUUAAUAUUCCCAUGAGAGUUUUGCGUGGAAAUGAAACAGAACGUCAAGAAUUUCUAGAGAAAUUGAAAGAGCUGGAGGAGGAUAUCCAAUUCAGAGGAUCACAAGAGAGUGGGCAGAACGUAAAAUGGAUAUGGAAAUAUGGGGUUGUACACGGGAGACCAGACAUUGUCAGAUCUUGUAUAGGUCUUCAUGAACAUUGGGAUAUAUACGUAAUUGGCAAUAAAGCUCACAGAAAAUCAAGUAAAUUUCAUACUUAUCCAUCUAAUACCAGAUGUCUCCUGUACUGCCUUCUAUUAGUGGAUCAUUGUACUAUCGAUUUCAAUAGACAGUCCGACAAAUCAACAUUUAACAAACUCAGAGAAAGAUAUUUCAAAGAUAUAUCUCAAUUUGAGGAACUGAGCACUACAUUUGUCCCAGAAGGAAUUAAGAAACAAGGGAGUACUCUAAAGUUUAAUUCAGAGAAAAUCAGACAUGAAGUCAUGUACGCAUUUGUGACAGAGUUUAUGGUGGAGGAGAGCGAAUUGAUUUUUUUCCUGAAAACUGCAUCACGUGGAUUAGUAUCAGAGUACUGCAGAUCCUGGAAGUAUGAAAAGUCAAACCAAGAGAGAUGUUUGUAUUUACCAGAUACACCAGACGAAUUUUACAAUCUGUUUAUGGACAAUUUACAAGAGGACAUCUUGGUACAUAGUUUUAUAUUUGAGUCGGAAUAUCAUAGCCGCAUCGUUGAAUACCUUAAGAUUCCAGGGGAAAUUCUUGAGUGGGACGAUUAUGCACGACGUAGAUAUGUAGAAAGUUCUAAAAAAGGAACACAGACGAUUCGAAGAGCUCGCACCAUGAUAGUUGGAUGUGCUGGUGCUGGAAAAACUACUCUGCUUCAGCGACUUCAAAACAAAAGUCUGUUAGAAUUAAAGAAUGUGAAGACAACGGUCGGACUAGAGGUUCACGAGAACAUAUUUGAAGUAUUACAAAAUGAAGAUUCUUUAAAAGCUCUCACGAAAGAAUCAAAUAAGGAGGGAAAGGAUCUUCUGAGUGUCAUGGAUUUUGGAGGACAGUGUGCCUACUACGCCUGUCAUCAAGUCUAUCUGAGCAGAAGAGCCUUCUAUAUUCUUGUGAUAGACAUGUCUAAACCUUUCAAGGAAAAAGUAGACGUUAGACUGUGUGAUCAGGUUGGAACCAUGUUUAGCGAUUGGACAUAUGGAGAAUAUCUCCUGUUCUGGAUGAAAUCCGUCCAUAUCUACUGUGAUGAAGGUGCUCCAAUAAUACUUGUUGGGACUCAUCUUGACAUCACAACAGGGCUGACCACCGACACAUUUUUCAAUACUAUUUUGGAGCAUCUACGAUACAAUAAAUAUCUCACGGCACAUUUGAACCGAAAAAGAUGCUUCCUCUUAGGAUUUGAAACAAAAGAUGGUCAGUUCCUUGACAAUUUUUCUGAUUUGAAGAAUUGCAUCGCAUCAAUUGCAAAAGAGGAUCGAUGGAAGGAAACUAUUCCAGUUGACUGGGCUCUGUGUGAAAUGACUAUUAGGGAUCUAAGACUUCAAAAAAGGCGUAUCAUUUCAAAGGAAGAUUUCCAAAAGGAAUGUUUCCGUAAAAUCAAAGAAAAAUAUACUCAAGUUCCUGAUAUCCUGAAAUUUUUCCAUGAAAUUGGAAUAAUUUUGAAUUUUAGAGAAAAGAAACUUUCUGAUAUUGUUAUCAUUGAUAUCCAAUGGUUUGUCGAUGCAUUCAAAUAUAUCAUCACAGAUUUAAAUCACGUUGAGGAUAAUGUAGAUAACUAUGAGGACUGGAGAAACUUUAGUCAAAACGGAUAUCUCAAAGACAAACUCUUGGAACGGAUAUGGUCAUCUAAGGAUUUCAAUGUAGGCAAUUCAAAACGAGAUAUUCUAAAAUAUAUGCAACGUCUUGGUCUGAUUGUUAAGGGCAACGACAAACACUACAUACCAUGCAUGAACAAGUGUUCAUUUGAGGCAAAACACGAGGAGGCAUUUAAAAGAUAUCAAAGUAAAACUCCAGUUCUUGUCUUUAGAUUCCCAUUUUUACCGUAUUUCAUUUACUCUCGCCUCAUAGUUGCCUGUAUUACAAAGACAAAUGGGGAGUGGAAAGUUCUGGACGACCAGGGAUUACGUUUGUUCAAAAACGUUGCUUGUUUUUCAUAUAAUCAUCACAAUAUUGCGCUUGCCGUGAAUCAAUCUUCAAUACAACUCCAGGUUUUCCAGCCGCUUAGUACUCCUAUCAAAAAAGAAGUUACAUUGAAGGUACGUGACACCACUGAACAAUUACUAAAUGUACUCACCAGAAGUUUCCACAAGAAAAUAAUGUACACUGUGGGAUACCAUUGUUCAAUGAAUGAAGUGUUCAGAGAAUAUGAUGAGUGUUUUGUUGAGGAAACAGCAAUCUAUAUGCAAGGCCAAAUAACGUGUCCAAGGCAUACAUUGCUACAUCCCCACAUUCUACGUGAAUCAGAUUUACUAGGAUACUGGAAACAGGAUUGUGAAAAUGACAAUUCAGCCCCUUUACUACAUGGAGACGACUUUAUCUUUUCUUAUGAGGAGGGCAUACAAAAAUUCAAUUUUAAAGCAUUUGACAAACUCACAAAAGUUGGGCGAGAUGCUCUACAGAUCUAUUUUGAUAAAGAAUUUACAAUGCAAGAUCUUAUAAACCUGUCAGCGACAAAAGAAACAGUGAAGAAAAUACUCCGUCUAAACGACGAUCAAUAUGCUCUACUGUUUCCAGCGGAUAAUUCAAAUCCUUCCUCUGAAAAUUUUGAUGUGACAAUGAUGUACGGAAUGUUACGAAACCUUAGGAAAAGUCGUCCAUCUAAAGGCUGGGGAAAGUUUCCGGAUGCUUGUCAUACACUUUUAACUGACGACGUCGAAAGAAUAAGAUUUUAUAGAAAUAAAGUUGGACAUGCAACCACAGCAACAAGUAAAUUAAACAAGAAGGAACUAGAGGAAAAAGGAAGAGAGUUAACACUG